Thamnophis sirtalis is the source of this 4437-nucleotide messenger RNA. It is a transcript of the gene RAB37, whose product is annotated as RAB37, member RAS oncogene family. Lineage: Eukaryota; Metazoa; Chordata; Lepidosauria; Squamata; Natricidae. Gene Ontology annotation, molecular function: GTP binding; GTPase activity. The record is from RefSeq and is a predicted model, not a curated record.
UCCCUGCGCGGGAGCCACCAUGACCAGCAACGGAGCAGGCAAUGAGGGCGCCCCUCCGGCCCGCAACGGAACCCCCGGCGCGCUUACGCCGGUGGUGAAGCCUUUGUCGCUCGCCAAGAGUUACGACGUCUCCGGCAAGGUGAUGCUGCUUGGAGAUUCAGGUGUGGGGAAGACCUGCUUCCUCGUCCAGUUCAAAGAUGGAGCCUUCCUCUCUGGGACCUUCAUAGCUACUGUCGGGAUAGACUUCCGGAAUAAAGUGGUAACAGUGGAUGAUGUAAAAGUGAAACUGCAGAUUUGGGACACAGCUGGUCAGGAAAGGUUCCGGAGUGUAACACACGCAUACUACCGUGAUGCACAAGCUCUCCUCCUCCUUUAUGAUAUCACCAGCAAAGUCUCCUUUGACAGUAUUCGGGCUUGGCUCACAGAAAUCCAUGACUAUGCCCAAAAGGAUGUGGUUAUCAUGCUUCUGGGAAAUAAGGCUGACAUGAGCAGUGAGCGAGUUAUCAGAACAGAAGAUGGGGAGUCCUUAGCCAGGGAAUACGGAGUACCUUUCAUGGAGACCAGUGCCAAGACUGGUAUGAAUGUGGAACUGGCAUUUCUGGCUAUUGCAAAGGAGCUCAAGCAGCGAGCGGUGAAUCAGCUGGAUGAGCCCAGGUUCCAAAUCCACGACUACAUUGAGUCGGAGAAGAGGCGGUCCAACUGCUGUACUUUUCUCUGAAGGAAGAAGGUGCUAAGACAGUCUGAAUGAGCUACCGCUAAAGAGACCAAGGAGUAGGAGUGCCACUCAGGAGAUGCCAGGGAAGGAAGGAAAGAAAUUGGGAAGGGAGAGGGGGCUACUUCAAAGACAUUACUUUUUAGAGAAUCCUUUUAGAGACUGUACAUAAAAGAAGUAUAUGUCUGUUGUUGGUUGCCACGUGUGGAUGUGAAGGGAGAGAGUUAAGAAUGCAUGUGUGAAAGUAUGCAAAGGCAAUCGGGUUUUAUAGUAUUACUCAGGCCUAUCAUUCACUGGUAAGAGGAAAGGUAUGGCCCACACCAAAGCAACUCUCUUAACUCUCACAGCCCUGCUCUUUGCAUUGAAAAAAGAGGGGGGAGGUUGACCGGGAUCUACACAGAAGGUCUCUCUCUCUUUCAAAGGCCAUGGGAGACCUUUGGAUAAAAUAAAAUACAAAAGGUUAAUUAAAAGUAUUGUCCUAAAAAGCCAUGGUUUGUAUGAAUACUGAAACCAGCAGAAAUAUUCAGUAAAGUAAAAGUAGACAGAUUUCCUUUGACCUCUGGCCUUUCCUGCUUCCCACACCCAAAGAUCCUGCCAAGCUUCUCCUCCCUUCCUCCCUCCCUUAGCCCCAAGAAGGAGCUACAGGAUCUAAGUGUGUCUUUUUUUGUCCUGGUUGGAACAUCAAGAAAAUGCUGCUGACGGGGGUUAGGUGGGAGAGGGAGAGAGAGAGAGAGAGACCACUCUAUUUUUAUGAUCAUAAACAAAAGAAAGUGUUAGAAAGUUGACUGUUCGUUUUGAUGGGGCAAUGAAAAAACCAUUUGGGAAAAAAGAAAAGUCAGCAUGCUGGGUGUAACAGGACAGAAAGCCUUAGCAUCUGCUCCUCAGAUGAACAAGGCUGCCUCUGAGUUCCUUUCCCCGAAAACAACUGGGGAUAAAUGCAUGCCAUGAGUUUUUGGUCCCUUCUUACAAGCACAUCUUGGGAUUCUUCAGAAGAAGUGAAUCUUUUUAUAAUUACCAAGCUCUCCAUCCCAAACAUUCUGGAAGGGGGGAAAUUGUUUGAACUAAGCUUAUUUCUGUCACAUAACCAUGUUUUAUAAGCACAUGUCAUUUGGAAUGGGCUGGGUGUUUCGCCAUCAUUCCAGUACACCCAACCACGUACAUUCAAACAAACAGAUGCAAUCCAGGGGAAACUGCAUGCAUUGGCAGCCUAUACAUAUACAUAUAUAUGAAGCAUGUUGCUCCCAGAUGAGAAGAUUGUAACAUUGGGUUGCAGUAGGAUUUCUCUAUAGUGAGUUGGUUCUGGAUGGCAUUCAGUGAUCCUUCUGUCCUCUAUUUUCUUUCCAUUGGGUUGGUAGCUUAUUGCCAGCUGUUCCCAACAGCUGUUCAACCAGGACAAUCUCAACCAGAUUGGUUUGCAGAUUUCUUUCCAGGAGGGAGGAAGAUGCGGAGCCCUUCUUCCAGCCAGUGAGGCACAGACAGGUCACAUAUAAACUGGUGAAUGGCAUUUGGAUGCAAGGGAGACAAUGGGGGGUGGGGAUGAUUGAUUGGGUGAGGCUAGGGCCCAGAAGCAGUCUGUCUCUGAGCAAUGCUUUGGUGUUAGGCUGAGACAACACAGAGAAAUAUCCAAGACCAAGUGCCAGGUUUUGUCUAACUGUGUUCAGAUACACCACACUGUGUAAUGCAUUUUUGACUUGAAUUUUCCUUACAAAUUUAACUUGUCACCUAUCUCACAACUGUCUUUCUUCUCCACUGCUUCUGGAAGUAAGCAACUAGUGGGUUGUGUCUGUCUAGAUCAGAGUUCCCCAACCUUUUUGACUUUUCAGACCAGUGUGUGUGUGUGUAGGGAGAGGGGAGAGUUCCAUACAAGUGGUAGGCAAGUGUGCAUGUGCACAGCUCCAUUUGCACAGGCGGUGGGCAUGCACGCCCACCGCUCAUGCAAAUAGCAGUAGCACUUAAAUUUGUAUACCGCUUUGCACACGUGCUCGCCCACUGUUCACACAAGGGGGGAUGCAUUUGCACACAGGUGUGCUCACCUGCAACUUCUGUGACCUGAUUCCAAAUGGCUCAAGGCCCGGAGGUGUUGAGCGUUGCUGAUCUAGCACAGCACGGUGGGCUUUGGUUUCUUUUUAAACCUUUCUAAAGUUUUUUUUUCCCUUUUCCUUUCUAAAGUUCCAAAAUGUGACGUUAUUUUUACUGAUUGUCCCCAACACAAUGUAUCCCUCCCCCCUCACAUUUCCUGGUUUUUUAAAUCCGCGUGGGUUAGGCAGGAGCAAUCCGUAGCCAGCCAUGCUCCUUAUAUGUUAUGCAAGGCAAGUGCAGCCAGCACUGUGGCAAGAAAUGGAAGCCUUAUCUGUGAAAGAGAGCUCUUCCUGGCAAAGCCCACAUAUUUGUUGCCCUGGCAGCAUUCACAGCUUCCCAGAAGAACAACAGCCAGAGUGCCAAGAUUUAAGAGAGGGGGGGGGGGGGGAUUCUAGCAAAACGGAGCAUAGUUUCAUAUUGCCUGCACCUUUCCUGGGUGUCUAAUGCUGGACUCUGGCAAAUGCAUGAUCUUUGCAGGUCUUCGUACAAGCUUAAGUACCUCGAGAUCAAGAAAAGGAGUAAUGUUACGGGGAAAAGAAUACCAUCAUCAUCAUUGUCCUUUCCAAGAUCUGCUCCUUUUUUUCCUCUCAUCAGAAAUUCAGCUCUCCUUUUUUUAGUGCCUGUGGGAAGGCACAAGUUCUGUUUCAGCUGUUUCCACGUUAAAAUCAUUAAUUUUAACGUGCAAUUGUGACCCAAUACAUCUAGGCUGUAUAGCAGAAGUAGCCAAUCCUUUGGGUCCACCGCACAUUUGGAAUUUGGGAUUCUUUAGGAAUGGGCUGCCCUGCGCAGAUCUCCUGUUCACAAAAUCACUUGAGCUGGUCUACGCCUUUGAAGGCUUGAAGGUAUUGCAGCAAAUAAAUGCUGUGUUUUAAGCUGGCACCGUUGCUUUGCAACCUGUCGAUUUUAUUUCUUCUUUUUAAGAAAAGCAUCUACCAAAUGUACUCCAACUCGGUCUACUCCUUGCUUCAAUUCAAAGAAUCUCAGGUAACAUUGUUGGGUUGAGGCUGCUGCCUAAAACCUUGGAGAAACUCUUACAGAAUAGUAAGGGAUGGUAUAGACUGGCACUUUCAUUUCUGCACUAUAUGUUUUCUGAAAAUUGGAUCAUAUAUUUUGAAAUGAGCCUUAUCCACUGCUUUGGCCUUAAUUUGAGAAUAAUAAAAAAGGAAUACUAGAAAGAAAUAGGAUUACAUGGUUAAGAACUACCUACAACUACCUUGUAACUAGCUGUAAUGUUAAUCAUUAUCUGAGUGGGUGAUAAAUGGGUGCCGUUUGGGUGACAAAUAAGAUUGUGUGGCCAUACAUUGGAACAGGAGAGACAAUGUGAGCUCCCUCCUUUGCUUUUGUUGUUAAGUUUCUUUUCUGCAUUUUUUGUAUAACAAAUCUUUCUGCCUGAUUCACCAGGCAUUAGAGGGAUCAAUUUUCCAAAGAAUUAAAAGGGGACAUGAGGUAUGUGGACUAGAGUAUUUGAUUGUACAACAGAUUGUUGUUAAAAAAAAAAGGUUGAUCUGCAUUUUGAUUUAUUUUAUUGUGAACUACUCUGGGGAAGCCUGUUUUUGAAGGGCAGCGUGCAAAUAAAUUACAGAUGAUUGUAUAUAGCUUUAUACUAAUAUCCCCUAUAAAAUAAAGAAAAUUGCUUCUUACUUUAA